Molecule: messenger RNA, 1002 nt
Organism: Penicillium griseofulvum
Lineage: Eukaryota; Fungi; Ascomycota; Eurotiomycetes; Eurotiales; Aspergillaceae
Exons: 2
Coding region: 1-1002 (333 amino acids)
Source: RefSeq, a predicted model, not a curated record
AUGGACGCUCUCCCACCAGCCUCCCGACUCACGGUUGUCUGCUCUCAAGUUGCCAUUGGCUCUGAAUUGCACCAGGCUCCAAUCGCUACUCCUACCAACAUCCCCACAGACACUGAACCAUUCCCUGAGUAUGAUGAGUCCCAGUGUGAGCUGGUUGCAUCUGCCUACGCGGCCGAGAAACCCCUCGAGGAUGCAUUGAUCCAUGCUCUCGGUAAAGCCGCUCACCAAGAGAUCCGCACGCGCGAUGUCGACCCCAAGAUCAUCCCAUAUGUCAAGAGCGAUCCGUCCCACCGCAGCCAAGUCAUCCUCGAACAGCUGCUAGACCUUCUCUCCGAGCCACAAAUGCGCCGUGAGGUUCGCGAGCAGUUUAUCAUCAUUGUCAAUGCAACCCUUCAGUUCAACAAGGUCAUCUUUCACCAGUGUCCAAAGUUCCUAUCUCCCCAAGAAAUCAGAGAUGCACGACGUCCACUUGAGAUGGUCCUCAGGAAAAUCCAAUCCAUGGAAUACAUGCUCAAAGAUCAGCUGUACAAUGCCGAAAAGGCCUCUUCCGACCUAAAAGACAUCGAAGUGGAGUCUUUGUUGCCCUACGAACGACUUCGCAAAAUGGCAUCUGUGGUGGCUAAGAACAUGGAAAAGCCCCGUUUCCUUGAAGAACGUCUGCUUUCUUUGUACAUGGAUAUGUAUGAGGAAUGGAUCCACGUCCCUUUCCUCUGCCGGCGAAACAUCCAACUCAAGGAGGAGAAAACCCCUAGCUUUCCACGCAUGCGGGUUUCGCGUCGUGUCAUUACCGGCUGGCAGGGGAUCGGCCAAUGCAUCGACACCUACAGUGCCUUGACCCGGCUCACUCUCGAGAUCAAAGAAAAGUACUUGACGCCCAUCAUGAUGGGCUAUCUUUGUGAUCCAUCGGAGAUCUGGGAACAGUGCUGGGAUCGAUACGAGAAUAUCAAGAAGGAUCAGCACAAAUCAGGCGAGGAAGAUUUGACUGAAUGCCUCCCCAACUGA